This is a messenger RNA of Salvelinus fontinalis (brook trout), 3003 nucleotides long. RefSeq names its product ORM1-like protein 3. Gene Ontology annotation, biological process: ceramide metabolic process; negative regulation of ceramide biosynthetic process; intracellular sphingolipid homeostasis. NCBI's taxonomy places the organism in Eukaryota, Metazoa, Chordata, Actinopteri, Salmoniformes, Salmonidae. Gene Ontology annotation, cellular component: endoplasmic reticulum membrane. The transcript is spliced from 4 exons. The record is from RefSeq and is a predicted model, not a curated record. Bases 319 to 780 code for a protein of 153 amino acids.
UUGGAGCUCUGAAAAUGAUGACGUUCUACAUGAAUUGCUGGCUAGGAGUGGUAGUGGAACUGUUUAGCCGGAAUGUCGGGCUAUAAACUGAAGGCUACUUGAAUAAUAUUGCAUUCGAAAGCAAUAAGAAGGUAUUUAAAUGAAUGACUAAUCGAAACGAUAUAGCAGUCUGACCUAUUGACGCCAAUUACCUAACCAGAGAAGGCGAUAGCAAAUAAGAGGAAAACAGCGCUAUAACGGACUGAAGCUAAAAGUGCGAUUGAAGCCAUUUUCUCCUCGUUGACCCCAAGCAGACGAGGAGCGUGGUAACGUGACAUAAUGAACGUGGGCACGGCACACAGCGAGGUGAACCCCAACACGCGGGUAAUGAACAGCCGGGGCAUCUGGCUCUCCUACCUCCUGGGCAUCGGCCUGCUGCAUGUCAUCCUGCUCAGCAUCCCCUUCGCCAGUGUGCCCGUGGUCUGGACCCUCACCAACCUCAUACACAACCUGUGCAUGUACCUGUUGUUACACUUGGUGAAAGGAACCCCGUUUGAAACUCCGGACCAGAGCAAGGCUCGCUUCUACACAUACUGGGAGCAGAUGGACUAUGGUGUACAGUUCACUGCCUCACGCAAGUUCCUCACCAUCACUCCUAUCGUCCUCUACAUCCUCACCAGCUUCUACACCAAGUAUGACCGGGCCCACUUUGUGGUCAACACGGUCUCCUUGAUGACCGUGCUCAUUCCCAAGCUCCCCCAGCUUCACGGAGUUCGGAUCUUUGGCAUUAACAAGUACUGAUGGGGCGGAAGAGGACACCGCCAUUCCGCCAUCUCCCUGUGGACUGUAAACACAGAGUAUCAGGCCCCGCCGCAUUGGCCCCCAGCCCAUAGGGAUCCAUGGCCCCUCUCUGGCUCACAGGGCUAUUGAGCACUCUGCUAAAUGAAACCUAUGGGCGAUAAACAACACAGAAUUGACUUACAGGGCUCGGCUGGGUCCGAGCUCCUAUGUGGUCCUAUUGAAGCUGUGCUGUAGUGUUUAUUUGUGGUUCCCUUUAUUUCCGUUUUAUUGAAUUCACAGAGAACACUGCAAGUGACGCCUUUGAGGACAUACAGUAGUAUGAGAUGUAUUGAGAUUGAGUUACAAUGUGGAGAGGAGAAACCUCUGAGCAGUUUGAUCCUGAGAAAAGUGAGACUCAGACAUUUUGCACCCAGGGAGACAUUUUGGAAGUUAUGUCACUCAGUUAUGAUGCCCUCUAGAAUUUAUAACUCUACAUUUCUUUAGCAUCAAGGCUCAUCCUCUCUUUCUCUCAUAAGAGAGGACAGACUGCUAGAGAAAGGGUUAGCUAGGGAGUUGCUCUGACUGUUGCAGUGGUCAGACAGGAGGGACCACAGGGUUUAUAUUUAGCCCCCCUGACCACUCAGUCUGAGUUUGGAAAGUUUAAGCAACACUUAUUUUAUCUGAUCAUUUCCAUAUUUAGAUUGCCUUUCUCUGAUUUGAACCAGAGUAAACUUCUGUUCACAUUGCAGUCUGUAAUCUACAGUGCAGAGUAGACAUGCUCAGGCCCCAAAAGCUAAUUCCAGCUUUGUGAAUCUGUUGUAUUUACAUUUCAGUUGGGACCCUUAGGGCAGAAGAUGAAAAGCAGGUUAGGCGAUUCAUGUUGAUGGAAAACAUUUGUGCAUACAUAUGGCAUACUCUUAAGUCAGGGUUCUCCAACUGGCCCUUGGGUGGUUUUAUUUGUCCCCUCAAGUUUUCUGAGAUUUUCAUUGUAGGACAUAAAAGACUGUAGAAACACCAGGAAAUCAGCUCCAAGUGAUUUCAAUUUAAGAAAUCUGUUGCCAAGUAUUCCCACGCAUAGUUGAGAGACACGUGAAAUUAUUAUGUUUUAGUCAAACAUAUCUGUUUGGGCUUCUUGCGGUCAAUUUGCAGUCUACAAAUUAUUAGUAAUUAUGUUCCGGCCCCCGGACCAUCCGCUCAAGAACAAAUUGGCCCGCGGCUGAGUUUAGUUGAUGAUCCCUGUUCUAAGUAUUGUAUAUUCAACCAUACUAGAUUGUAGUGCAUGGGUAUGGGCUUAAAUACUUCCUUCAAACUGCAUGUAGAGACAUAAAAAUUGUAUCCAUGACUUCAUCUGACUCUGGGUAAGUAGAAAAUAGGGCUUGAUUGACAAAAUCUCAAACUAUCCCUUCAGUUGAUACAAAGGCUAUAAAUGGGUUAUGAAAUGUUGUAAUGUUUGUGUUUUAAUAAGGUACCGAGUACAGAUAGAUACCGGGAGUUUGCCACAUAGCAUGUAUUUCCACUCUUUGAGCAGAGUCAUCAUGGCAACAUGGCAACAACUACAACACGCGUCUUUAGAAAGGGGAAACGGGAACUGAGAACUACGCAGCACAAAGUGUUGUGUUCAGAACUCACAGUCACAGUUUACUCCGAGUGAAGAGAGGUUGUGAUAAUUGAGAUGAAAUGUUCGUUUGAAAUGAAUUUCCAGAGUCUUUCACACAGCUUUAGAUAACCUCCGACAGAAAUUUUGGCAACGAAAGGGAGAAAAGAACUUCGUGGAGCAUUUUCAUAUCCACAAAAUGCACUAUAAUCAAAUAUGAGUGGAUUUUAGUAAGUGCAGAGAAGAUUUAUUAAUUACACUUAUGAUUGACAGGCUUUCAAUGUACAACCAUUAGAGAUACUGCAUAUUGUUUUUUAUUAGUAGUAAAAACCAAAGUAUGUGAAUGGUAUAGAGUAUGUGCGCCUUCCUAGUUUGUUAGCACAGUAGGUAGCAAAGAACAUGAGUGUUUUUCAAUGUGUGUGAGGUCUGUUGCACAGUAGCAAUGUGACGUUUAUGUGUGAUCUGACUGGUACAGAGCACAGGACUUUAUUCAUUUGAUUGUGUAACAACAUUACAGUCUUAUGAAAUUGUAGGUACUCGCUUGAUAGUGGAUUAGGAAAAAUAUAGCUUAGGGCUUUUUUGCCACUUAAGUUCAGAAGGAGGAUGGACUAUUGUAAAUAUAUUUGACAAAUUAAAACCUAUAACGAUGA